UCAAUUCUGCAAGUGGUUCUGGUUUACUAUCACUGAUCUCUAGCUGGUCUAAAACCGCUUUUGACCUAAAGGGACGCUUUUUGGACGCCAUGGACUUUUCUAAGUUUCCAGGCAGAAAGAACAGUCAAAAUGCAGGCAGGGCACAGGACAAAGCAGUAGGGACAAAAUGUAUGUGAAAUGGUUUGAAACAAAAAUGACAUUUUUUUUAAUUUUUAAAUUUGCCGCCGGUUCUGGCCCCGUACAUCCCGUACGUCCCGACGCUCUCAGGGACCGGAACACGGAAGCCGGAUGCCAGCAUUGGCCGGAGGAGAUGGCCGGGGACGCUGCAGGGGAUGCA
Molecule: messenger RNA, 337 nt
Organism: Staurois parvus
Lineage: Eukaryota; Metazoa; Chordata; Amphibia; Anura; Ranidae
Source: the annotation of a GenBank genome assembly